AUGAAUCCGACCCAAUUGAAUCUUUCGUUCUUGGCCCAGGCCCAUUAUUCCAUCCUUUCACAAUGCAGUCCUUCCAUACUCUGUAGAGGACACGAGGCUUCACAAAAUCUAGGGUUUGUCUCGGUGUUUCUGUUGCCGUGCUCAUCGGAUCGCGAAAAUGCCGUCGCACAAGAGCUUCAUGAUCAAGAAGAAACUCGCGAAGAAGAUGAGGCAGAACAGGCCUAUUCCUCACUGGAUUCGCUUGAGGACCGACAACACCAUCAGGUACAAUGCUAAGAGGAGGCACUGGCGCCGAACAAAGCUAGGGUUUUGAGGUCCAUUGUGAUGUUUCUGGUUUCAAUUAAGACUUGAAAAUUGUGUUUAGUUUAUAUUAGCUAAACCAGUUCUGAACUCUUUAAAGUUACUCUGCAGAAAUUGUGAGGAUUGUUGUUUGAUUUACAUUUGAUUUCACAUUUCAAUUGAUGGGCUUGACUUAAUUUUAGUUUAAUGUGAUGUUAUGAUGGGUUUUGGA
This is a messenger RNA of Cornus florida, 511 nucleotides long. Its product is annotated as large ribosomal subunit protein eL39z/eL39x. Lineage: Eukaryota; Viridiplantae; Streptophyta; Magnoliopsida; Cornales; Cornaceae. The record is from RefSeq and is a predicted model, not a curated record. The transcript is spliced from 3 exons. Gene Ontology annotation, cellular component: cytosolic large ribosomal subunit; ribosome. Gene Ontology annotation, molecular function: structural constituent of ribosome. The coding region runs from base 158 to 313 and encodes 51 amino acids. Gene Ontology annotation, biological process: translation.